Messenger RNA from Didymodactylos carnosus, 1722 nucleotides. NCBI's taxonomy places the organism in Eukaryota, Metazoa, Rotifera, Eurotatoria, Philodinida, Philodinidae. The record is from the annotation of a GenBank genome assembly.
AUGCGAGACUAUAACUGUUCUCUUUCCUCGUUUUCUUCUACACAGAAAGAAAACGUGACAAAUGUGAAGCAAAUGUCAAUAGACAUAUAUCUGAGAUAUAUGUAUAUCUCUAUCUGAAUGCUAGAGGUCUAAUAUAAGGUUUAUGAUCAUGUGUAGGAUACUUGUAUCAUAACAUUAUUCAUGAGAAAUUACAAUUGUCUUGGUCGCUGCAGACAGAAAACUGAUUUUACAAAAUUUUUCGUCCGUUUUCAGCGUAUGUUGCCUAUUGGCAACACGUAUAUUUUUUACUCAUGAAAAGUGUUGAAUAAGUCAGGCUACUGGUGCUAUAUAUAAUAGUUCUGCUAAACAAAAUUAAUCACUAGUUUUCCCAGCAUUAAAUGUUCAGACAAGGAUGAAACACAUUUUUAUGAUUCGUUUGCUGUUCUGGAGCAGACGAAUGUUAUUACUUAUCGCGAAAAUAAUUUUCUUUUGCUCUAAAUGCAUGUGUUAAAAUAUAUCAAUAUGAUUAUCAAAUUACCAAAUAAUUAUAAAUUUUCACUACAAGUCAAUCCACACAAAAUAUUGACUCAACGUUGAAAAAUGACAAUAUUCCACUGAAAAGGAUUAACUAAGCAGCAUUAAAGAAUAGAAAAAAAAAACACAUACAAAGAGAAUGAAAAAAAAGUCGCAGUGAAGGAAUUUAGAAGAGCAGAAUACUUACAUUUCAUAAUCGAACGAAAAAAAAGAUACAGAAAAUAGUGUGGAACCUGGAAGAAAAGACUAAGAGAAAGGAGAUAAAGAAAGAAUAAGUAUAUAUGUGGAGAAAACAUAUAGGCAUUUAAAAAAAAUACUUAAAACAGUGCAGUUCUGGUAGACUCUCAUCGUCGUCACUAUGAAAAAGAGAAAAGGGUCGUCCAAAUAGUUUACGUAUCGUAUCAUAGAAUGCUUAUUAGAAAAUGUCUGCUCGGCAUUACUUUGAUUACAUUAUUUUUUAUAUUAGUUCAUUAUUUUUUACCCUUCAAUUUUUCAUUAAAUCCAUUGUAUAACUGUGAUAAUUUCAAUUUAACUGAUUAUUCCGUAAAGUGUUUAAAAUGGACACCAGAUCAUCGUCACUUUUGGAAACAAUCAACGAUUCGUCACACAAUACAUGAAAAAUACUUAAAUUCAUCUAGUUUAAUUGUCGAAAUUGGUGGGAAUGUUGGACAGGACAUUGCUCAAUAUAUUCGUCUUUAUAAUUCUACUUUAAUUAUUUAUGAACCUUUAACAUCAAUGUAUAAAGUACUAAAAGAAAAACUCGGAAAUCGGUCGAGAACAGAAAUUCAUCGAUACGGAUUAGGUGUAUCUAAACGACAACUAAAAAUUAGAACAUCCGGUACAAAUAAUGAGGCAACCAGCAUGUUUACCAAAGAAAACGAUUCUGGCAAAAGUGUUAAUGAAACAAUGACAACGAUAGAUAUUCUUAAUAUUAUUGAUGUUUUACAAGAAAUUUUGAUUCGAUAUAAAAAAAUUGAUUUAUUGACAAUGAAUUGUGAAGGAUGUGAAUUUGAAAUUUUACCAGCAUUAAUUGAAGAUACCACUUUGCUAACAAAAAUCAAUAAUAUUCAGUUUGCCACUCAUAUAGAUACGCUUGAAUAUGGUAUAUGUAUCUAUUGUAAAUUACAGCAAGACUUACAGAGAAAAUAUGAAAUUUUUUAUCAAUAUAAAGUUUUAUGGGAAAGUUGGACGAAAAAGAAGAAUGAUUGA